ACCACAUGCAGCAAAUUAAAGUAGCCAUUGCUCAAAACAAAUUUUUGAGAAAGCGUGAAUUUUAAAUGCUUGUUAACGUUGGUAUAAUAUUGACUAUGGUGUAGUUUAGAUUGAGAUUUGACAACAAAAUGUUUUUAAAAAAAUAGCUAAAUCAAUUAAGUGGUAACAAAUGAGUGUUUUAAAGCUCUUGCACAUAUCAUGAUUAAUCAGACAUUAAGGGAACAAAAUAAUAGCAACAUAAUUUCCAGAGUUCUUUUUGACAGGUAUUACUGGAUUCAUAGCAACCCAGUGCUAAAUACUGUAGCCUCUUCAAUCAAAGGUGAUCUGGAGUAAACUUUCUCAAGGUCAUACUGCCACUCAACUGUAGAGCCAGGAUUGGAACACAGGUUCAUUUUCUCCAAAUAGCCUGCUACCUGUAAUCUUGCAUCAGCUUUAUUAUACCAAAAUACGUGCAUUUAAUAUUUAGCAGAAAUGUAUGUGCAGGCAGUAGAAAUAUUGUUCACUUCCGUACAGCGUUCUGGUCAGGAGAAGUCAAGUGUCACCUUGUUCCUUGUAUGUUUUAUACAAACAAGGGCUAAUGAGUAGAGGCCAGCUUUAGAACAAAUGGGCAAGCCAUUAAAUUUCACUUCAAGCUUUUUAAGAAGUUGUUGACUCGGUUCUCCAUAAAAGAUCUUCAAGAAAGCAGUAUGUUUUUAUUUAUUUUUAAGGACUGUACCUUAAAAAGAAAACAAUCUAAUCAAACUCAGUUGCUCACUAAAUUGUUACGAUGACUUGUCCCAUAGAAAAAUAGUGGUGGUUUUUUAUUUUUAUUUUUUUUUAUAAAUAUGGGAUUGGUGUAACAGUUAACACUGGCAGUUUCUUCUUUGUGGCCUAAAUCAAUGGGAGGUUGCUUUUUGCCUUCUUAGUGUGAGACCAGUUGGACCAGAAAAUACGUGCUUCAUUAAACUCCAGAAACGUUAUUUUUCUUUUCUUCUACUCUAGACUCUAUAAAAGUUAAAGUGAGAAGGGCAAUUUUCAUCAUGCCCGAACUAACUACAUAGGGUUGUGUUUAUGAUACAGAACGCAAGAGUGGAGCUAAGAGAAGGAUAUAUAGUAAAUGGUAUGUAGCACCUCAUUGGAAACUAAAGUGUUUACUAUACGUGUGCAGAAAGGGGUCUGAAAGCUUUCAGUUAGGCAUAAGGUAGUACUGUUUUGUGGUGGAUAAAGUCCUUGUUGGGAAGACUACUAGCUGGGAACUUAUUAACUAACCAUUGGCAGGUGACUAGGUUUGCAGCCUUAGUGUCCUUAUAUGAUCUGCACAGUGAAAUAUGGCAGUCCUUUGUAGGUACUGACCAUGUGGCUCUUUAAAUUUAGAUAAACUGAAAAUAAAAAAUUUAGUUCUCAGUCACGGUAGCCUAGCCACAUUUUAGUGGCUGCUGUAUUGGGCAGCAGAGAUAUAAAACAUUUCCAUCAUUACAGAAAAUUCUGUUGGACAGCAAUACUAUAAAGAACGUGAGAACCUAACUUUUAAGCAACUAGCGUUGGCCAAUCAGUAUUUUUUUGCUGCUGUUGUUGAUUCAGGAAGGAAUAGGAGUUUAUAUGCUUCAGUGGCAACUCAGUAAAUACAACAGCCACAUCCCUGGUUAAUAAUGAUUAGUAGGCUUUUAUUAUGUUGAGAAAAUUUGGAUGACGUUAAUUGGCCAUAUUGUUCCAUACCAUGCUGUCUUAGUUACCUAGUGCUGCUAUAUAACAAAUACUACAAGUGAAUGGCCUAUACAAACAUUUAUUUUCUCUUCACAGUUUAGGGGGCUAGAAGUCUGAAGUCAAGGCACCAGCUUUAGGGGAAGGUUUUCUCUCUGUUGGCUUUGGAUGAAAGUCCUUGUUUCUCUUUCUGCUCUUAGGCGAUCUUUAUGUGUCUCGGCAUCUAUCUUACCCAUCUCUGCUCUGCUUAAGAGAUUGACUCAAGAUACACACCACACUAAUCUGCCUUAUUAACAUAACAAAGACAACCUAUUCCCAAAUGGGAUUAUAACCAUAGGCAUAGAGGUUAAGGUGUACAACAGUUUGGGGGACAUAAUUCAGUCCAUAACACAUACUAAGUGAAAGGUUCAAAGAAUAUGUUGGGACAGGAAUGCAGGUUUGGAUUGAUUUAUGUGAAAUGUGUCCAUUUAAAUAACGUUGGUUUUCUUGAGUGGUUUUGCAGGUAAUUUUUUUUAUUACAAUCAUAUAACAGUUUGAAGAUUGAUGUGAUAACGUGACAUUCUUUGUAUGUAAAUAGGUGUUCAGUAAAUGUACCCUCUGUAGUUCAUCUUUUAUUCUUCACCAUUUUUAUAAUGCCUUGAACACAGAAAAGAUGCAGCACUUAAGAUUAUUAAUGAGCAAUAUUUUGUUUUAGGAAAAAACGUUGUGCAUCAACUCUCAGUAACAUUAGAAGAUUUAUAUAAUGGUGCGACAAGAAAACUAGCUCUGCAAAAGAAUGUGAUUUGUGACAAAUGUGAAGAUGAAGUGGUUCUAAAUUCAAGAUUCUAAAAUGACUCCUUGGGAAGACCAGCAGUCAAGAUGUUUGUAGAUAUUUGAAGGUGAUUGUGGCUGUAUUUUAUCAAAAAAGACUGGAUUGUAGAUUCUUAGAGUAGUGUUCUAUCAGAUCUUGAAAAUCUUAAAGAAUAGUGUUCAGGAAUGGUCUUAAGUAUUCAUUAUUGGAUUCACUAUUAAAUUUAUACAUAAUGUCAUUUUCUUUGUGAACUAUUUAGGCCGAGGUGGUAAGAAAGGAGCAGUAGAGUGCUGUCCUAAUUGCCGAGGUACUGGAAUGCAAAUACGAAUUCAUCAGAUAGGACCUGGAAUGGUUCAGCAAAUUCAGUCUGUGUGCAUGGAGUGCCAGGGCCAUGGGGAACGGAUCAGCCCUAAAGAUAGAUGUAAAAGUUGCAACGGAAGGAAGAUCGUUCGAGAGAAGAAGAUUUUAGAAGUUCACAUUGACAAAGGCAUGAAAGAUGGCCAGAAAAUAACAUUCCACGGUGAAGGAGACCAAGAGCCAGGACUGGAGCCAGGAGAUAUUAUCAUUGUUUUAGAUCAGAAGGACCAUGCUGUUUUUACUAGACGAGGAGAAGACCUUUUCAUGUGUAUGGACAUACAGCUGGUUGAAGCAUUGUGUGGCUUCCAAAAGCCAAUAUCCACUCUUGACAACCGAACCAUAGUCAUCACUUCUCAUCCAGGUCAGAUUGUCAAGCAUGAAGAUAUCAAAUGUGUGCUAAAUGAAGGCAUGCCAAUUUAUCGUAGACCAUAUGAAAAGGGGCGCCUAAUCAUAGAAUUUAAGGUUAACUUUCCUGAGAAUGGCUUUCUCUCUCCUGAUAAACUCUCUUUGCUGGAAAAACUCCUACCUGCAAGGAAGGAAGUAGAAGAGACUGAUGAAAUGGAUCAGGUAGAACUGGUGGACUUUGAUCCAAACCAGGAAAGACGACGCCAUUACAAUGGAGAAGCAUAUGAGGAUGAUGACCAUCACCCCAGAGGUGGGGUUCAGUGUCAGACCUCUUAAUGGGGGCCACUGAAUAAUGCUCACUGCUGGCAUUUUAUAUGCAGUAGUGAAUAAGUGAAGGACUGCAAUCAUAAUAUGCUCACUACUUGCUAUUGUUUUGUUUUAAUGUUCAACUAUAGUAGUGUUUUAAAGUUACAUGAAGAAUAAACUCAAAUAUAAAAGCUC
Messenger RNA from Trichechus manatus latirostris (Florida manatee), 3673 nucleotides. RefSeq names its product DnaJ heat shock protein family (Hsp40) member A1 (gene DNAJA1). Gene Ontology annotation, biological process: response to heat; protein refolding. Bases 2786 to 3508 code for a protein of 240 amino acids. Gene Ontology annotation, cellular component: cytosol; cytoplasm. NCBI's taxonomy places the organism in Eukaryota, Metazoa, Chordata, Mammalia, Sirenia, Trichechidae. The transcript has 6 exons. The record is from RefSeq and is a predicted model, not a curated record. Gene Ontology annotation, molecular function: Hsp70 protein binding; ATP binding.